GACAGGCAGCCAGCGGCCAAGAAGAUAAUCGUGCUGCGCGCCCCAUCACUCUCCGAGAGAGCGAGCCGACGAAAGCCAGAGGAAAAUCAGAGUUUUCCUUCGCCUUUGGCCGAUAAGACGCGCGAGCGAAUUUUCCGCGUUCAGUGCGUUUCGUGCGUGCGUGCGUGACAGAUGGCGUCGGUCGCAGUAGUCGGUCGUCGGUGGUGAUCGUUUUGUGAAGAGCCACCUUUGAUUUUCCCUCCCCGUGAAGCCAGCUUUUUAACCCCAGCCGAAUUCUUCUUCGACAGUUUGCCAGACAAAAGCCAGCGCGUCGCAUUAAAAUUAACGAAAAGGAAAACACACAGAAAAAAAUGAAAUGAAAAUGUGACUCUCAAUUUGCCACCCGAUUCAGUUAGUUAGAGUGUGAGUGUGUUUGUGAUAGCGCAGAUUAAUUCGAAUUGUUUUAAAAAUAAGUGCAUCAUACAAAGUGUGUAACAAGUGCAACCUAAGAAAGAGGAAAAAGCUGCGGAAAAUCUGCGAAAGAAAAAUCGACCAAACAACCACAGAUAGAGAGAAAAAAGAUAAUAAUCACAUUGGAAGUGUGCAAUCAGCAAUUUGCCAGGAAAAUUCAAUCGUUUAAGAGGAAAACGAAGGAAAACGUUCUUCAAACAGUGAACAAGUAACAAGUGAGAAGUGUGUAAAUAGAGCUCGCUCGAAUUUGUCACUGUCUUGUCUAUCGGAGAGGAAGCAAGAAGAAAAGAAAAAGAUGUCCACCUCGUCGAUUGGGCGGCAGGAGGAGGAGCGGAAGCCGCUGAUGGAGGAGUUCUACCGGCAGCGGCGGAUCCUGCUCGGCUGCACCCUGCUCGUCGGCGUCGCCGUGAUAGUGUGGAUCAUUGCCAUCUCCACCGAUCGCUGGUUCCUGGUGACAGGUGGUCAAGGAAUCUUCAUACCGGAAACCAGACGCUACUUCAAAUCGUCCCACUCGGGGCUGUGGAAGAUCUGCCGGUACGGCGUGACGCCCACCAUCCUGCCCCAGUCGAACGCGACGCGGAACUUCACCACCCUGUCGUACAUCCGGGAGGACCGGAUCGCCAACAUGCGGACGACGCUCGCCAAGGAGGACUACAUCCGGGACUUUGGCGCGACGGAGCUGCGCGUGGACAACCUGACCGACAUCGACGACAACUUCCGGCGGCACCUCUUUUCGGCCUGGAUCCUCGACGAUAAGGCCCGGUUCGAGGCGCUCAAGGGCGUGUACCACGAGCUGACGGCACGGCACAGCCAACAGGAAUCGGUUUCGGUGCAAAAGCUCAAGAAUCCCCCGCUCAUGAUGCUGGAUCCGACCGACGUGGGAUCGCUCAAGGAGCGGGUGGGCGUGGCCGGUGCCCUCACAACGCUCACGAUCAACUCGACGGAAGUGACUGUGCUGGUGCCGCAACCCCUGCGGGAUGCCCUGUUUGACGAGUGGGAAACCAAGGCCGGCGUCAUCUACCUGCUGUGGGCCUUCUCCAAGGCGAUGGCCAUCGAUCCGUUCAUCCAGAGUCCGGACGGGACCAAGUACAUCAUCCAGCCGCCGCUCCCGCCGAAGAAGGGUCGCAUCGCGUCCGGAUACGAGUACGUUCCGUUCAAAAAAUGUAAACUGCACGAUCUCUUCCCGACCGAGGAAACCAUUCGCCAGGACCCGUCCAUAGACGACGAAAUUCUAGGAGAAGGUCGUCAUCAUGAUCCAUGGUCUGAUGAGUUUGAGUCCGAAGAUUACAGCCGCACGGAAGCAUCGUUCGCCUGCAUCACGCUCUUCAUCAUGGUGAUGGGCUUCGUCUUUUCCGUCUACACGUUCUUGAACCCGCGCUACAUGUUCAAGCGAUUAGCAGGUGGCAUCCAUUUCAUCUCGGCUGCCACCAGUAUCGUCGUGAUUCAGGUGCUGAUAGCGUCCGUCGAGUACGAGAAGGAAAACAUAUCUUACACUUUCCCGAAGGGUGCCAAAUACAGCUACGGUUACGGCUUCUACCUGGCCUGGUCCGUGUUUCUGUCCAAUCUGUACGCCGGGCUAGCCUUCAUGUGGUACUCGAAGAAGAAGAAGGGCAACAAGGCCGCCACCGAGGAGCUGGGAAUGGCCGACGAACCGAUCAACAUUGGACGAUAAGCUUCCUUUUUUUCGAUAUGCCGUUGAUGACCACGCCAAAGCUUGCGGAAGAAGAAAUUAAUGAUAAUAAUUAUACAAUUUAACGAAUGAUAAUCAAGAUCUUUAGGUGUUAAACUGAGAGAAAGAAGAAAAUUGUACAUUUUGUGGCGCUUUUUUCUUUUCCCCUCAAAUGUACUUACUACUAUAUUCUAAAAUGAUGCUAAAUUCCCCUCCAAAAUCUACUAAAUGUGUGUUACUGCAGUGGAGAUAAGCGUUAGGAGUGUGCAAAGACAGAUUUUGUAAAUAUGUUCUCUCUCUCUCUCGUUUUUGUUAGAAUAAGCUAGGCAACCGGCCUUCGCAAGCGAAUAUCAAAUCAAUAUGGUUGACGAACGGAAAUGAUGUAGAAAAUGUAACGAUAAGAUCGAAGAUCGGCGGACAUGGUGGAAAUGAAUCAACACUAAGACAUUUGUUUAAUGACACAGCGUUUACUUCGAGGCGAUAAUCUUUUAUGUGAAUCUUCAAUUUGUUAUACUUUUUUUUCUAACUGUUACGAGAAAUAAAAUAAAA
Culex pipiens pallens (northern house mosquito) is the source of this 2668-nucleotide messenger RNA. RefSeq lists its product as uncharacterized. The record is from RefSeq and is a predicted model, not a curated record. Gene Ontology annotation, cellular component: plasma membrane. NCBI's taxonomy places the organism in Eukaryota, Metazoa, Arthropoda, Insecta, Diptera, Culicidae. The coding region runs from base 746 to 2122 and encodes 458 amino acids. The transcript is spliced from 9 exons.